Messenger RNA from Aspergillus niger, 252 nucleotides. RefSeq lists its product as hypothetical. NCBI's taxonomy places the organism in Eukaryota, Fungi, Ascomycota, Eurotiomycetes, Eurotiales, Aspergillaceae. The record is from RefSeq and is a predicted model, not a curated record. The transcript is spliced from 3 exons. Bases 1 to 252 code for a protein of 83 amino acids.
AUGGCUGUGUUUUUAGUUAGAACGAAGGCAUUUGAGGGACAAGUUGAAAUGGCAGACAAUACUACAGAUGAUCUGGGCUGGGAUGAAGGAAUAGAUUGGAUUGCUGAUAGCAGAUGGAUACGACAAGCCGAUACUACGGUGAUAAGUGACAUUUAUCGGGCUUUAUCGGCUCUCCUUUUAGUUUUAGUAGUUCUUACUAUUUACUCAGACGGUUUAGUGCGGAUGGUUAGUGACGGUGAGAAACACUACUAG